Messenger RNA from Linum tenue, 1074 nucleotides. The record is from the annotation of a GenBank genome assembly. NCBI's taxonomy places the organism in Eukaryota, Viridiplantae, Streptophyta, Magnoliopsida, Malpighiales, Linaceae.
CUCUGUCGCCGCCUUCAAUGAGUCCUUCAUUCUGCUCUGUGGAUCAGCCAGUCGCACACCAAAGCCACCGCUUUCUCUUCCGCCGCCGGCCGCCGUCGAGAGGUCCGCUCCUUUCCCGACGAUUGGUUAGAUUUUCAGGCUUGUUCCUCUUGAAGCUUUUUCUUUUCAUAAUUCGCCUGUGAAGCUUGUCGUGGAGUUUCUUUCUACCAAAAGAUGGGUUCUUUAUUCCAGAUCCUCAUUCUUUCUAUCAACCUUCUAGUUAAUCUAGGCACUGGGUUUGUGUGAAUCCAUGGGGGGUAUUUGGAUUGGUUGCAGAUAUUGACUUGGGGAGGAUACGAAUUGUAGUAGCUCUAGCUUAAUUUGCUGGUUGAUCAACUCCAUAGCCAAGCUGAAUCUAGGUUUUGUGCGGUUAUGAAUUGGUUGCAGUGUUUGCUCCCAGGGAGCAAAAUGAGUUCAAGAACGCUGCAAGCUGCAAAGGUGUAUCGCGACCUUCUGAGAUCCAUCCGAAAGAACAUUGGGAAGGAAGGGUACAAGAGUCACUUUUCGGAAUUUGUGGCACAAGAGUUCAGAAACAGCUCUAAUCGUUCAACAGAUCAAUCCUGUAUUCAGCAGAAGAUGAAGCUUGCCCGAGAUUACACUUGCCUACUCAACAGUGUCCACCAUCACAAGGAUCUGCUGAUUUCGUACAACAUCGCGGUGGAUAGAACAAAUGAGAUGAAGAAAGUUCUAGGGAAGUCUGCAGCUAGUGUCGGCCUUCAGCUUCCUGAGGUGUACCAGGCUUAGAUCGCCUGCCUUCUCCUCCUUCUCUUGUCAUUUGCUUCUCAAGAAUCUGGGUUCUCCCAGUGAUAGUGAACACACAGUUUCACAAUGUGAACCAAUCAAUAUAAUGUCCUGUCUUGUUUUGUUUGUUCAUCAGGAAUAAUAUUGUGCAACAUGAAUUAUGAUCAUGUAUUCUGAUUAGCUCCUGCAACUAGUUACUGCAAAUUUAACAGUUUUUUUUCACCUGGAGAAAAAAAAAAAAAAGAUAGCAUCUUCACUGGACUUCAGUGUCUCUCAAGUUUCACCCCUUUUGGU